Molecule: messenger RNA, 1389 nt
Organism: Ctenocephalides felis (cat flea)
Lineage: Eukaryota; Metazoa; Arthropoda; Insecta; Siphonaptera; Pulicidae
Exons: 7
Coding region: 1-1389 (462 amino acids)
Source: RefSeq, a predicted model, not a curated record
AUGAUCCCGAAUAAGCCGGAGGACAUCAGGCCAGAGGGCUCCAGGAGAUCUAGUUCAGCAUCAGGUUUCAAGUUAUUACUGGGAGAUGUUUGCGAAACCGUUUCUGUACAUUCAAAACAAUCUUGCAAACAAAAAAUAGAUUCUAUGUUUGAUGAUUCAAGAUCCGGGAUGGGUCGACAUUUAUUAAACAAUCCUUUAGAGGAAGAAGAGGAACCUAGAAUUUCCAAUUGCGUACAAGCCAAAAUUGAACGGAUGUUCAGUGAUGUAGUGAUAAGUUCCGAAGAUAAAAAUCGAGAACUAAACGGCAAUGGAAAUAAUGAAUUUUCUGUCCGAUUUUUGGGAGUUGUGGCCUUGCCAAAUAAAAUCACAAAUUUGGAAGGAUUACAAGAACCCCUUCAUAAACUAUACGCCGGUGCAGAUCAGGCAAAGAAAUGUAUUUUAGAUAUUUGUCCAGCCGGUUUGAGGGUACGUGAAAUCGGAACAAAAGAGAUGCAGAUAAGUCAGUUUUCAAAUAUAACUGUAUGGUCAGCUGUUAAAUAUGUUAUGGACGUUGUUAACAACACAUCAGCUUUUCUUCCCUUAAUAACUGAUCCUGAUAAUUUGAAUAAAAGGAAACUUUUCAGGCCUAUCAUCGGAAAUAGAUCUAGUUCCAAACCUGAACCUAUGUUCGUGGUAGUGAUGAAAACUAAUACCGACUCGAACAAAUUGCUGGAAUGUCAUGGAUUCUUAUGCAGAACGUCUGAAGAUUCAAUAGUGAUCGCUGCAACCUUAUACCGAAGUCUUGUUUCGCAUAUGACGAACAAAUCUCGUCGUUCUGAAGAUGUUAUUAAUAGAAGCCCUAAAUCAUUUUCGGGAAUCGAACGAAAGUUUAAUAGGUCUUUCAAAAUGAAUGGUAUGAGCAAAAAGAACAGAAAACUGGACAAAGAACCAAUUGCUUCGAGCAGCAAACCUGUCCGACCACCAAGAAAAAAGCGUCCUGCACCAUUAAGACCGUCAGGGGAAUAUUGCACUCCAGUUGAUGCAGUUAAUAAAAAACGGUCAUCGUUUUCAAAUGCCCAACGUGAGAACGAACAUGGAAAUUGUGAAAUGGAUUAUUCAUCAAUUGAUUAUUCAGCACAGCACGUUCGUAGUCAAAUCAGCCGAGAUAAGCAAAGGAAUAAUAAUUCAGAAUUUACCAACUCUGGAGAUGUUUUCACCAAAGUAGCUAUACCGAGGGUUUUAAAUCAAAGACGUCCUCAUUUAGUAACCGGAAGUGGUGGAUCACCUCUAGGAUUCAGCGAACUAUUGCCGAAUUUCGAUUAUAUGGGUGAAAUGCGUUCGUGCAUAUAUCGGAGGGAACGUGACUGCGUUUAUUCGCUUAAAUUAAAACGGCAUGACACUUUUGGAUGA